Paramacrobiotus metropolitanus is the source of this 1063-nucleotide messenger RNA. RefSeq lists its product as uncharacterized. NCBI's taxonomy places the organism in Eukaryota, Metazoa, Tardigrada, Eutardigrada, Parachela, Macrobiotidae. The record is from RefSeq and is a predicted model, not a curated record. The transcript has 3 exons. Bases 103 to 876 code for a protein of 257 amino acids.
AACGUUUUUGCCGCACUUAUGCAACACACACAUGACAACGUGGAACAGUCAAUUUUGCAGGUUAACCGCGGAUGCUCUCCCGACAAAUAACCAGAGUACGACAUGGGGUUUUUACAGUGGGAAAUACUUCUGGGACUGGUGAGCUUGGUUGACUGUGGAAAAACGCUUUUGAGCAACUCAGCAGUCAGCGGAGUCACCUCCAACCAAGUGAAGGGUGCUGCCAUAUUCUUGCCGUACUUUUCCGUUAAUUGCAAUGGAAAGAAUAUCACUUUUAUCACUACCAAGGAUAAAUUUGAUUGUGAACAGCAAUGUCGCAGUGACAGCAAUUGCCGGUAUGCUGUCUAUGAAACCGAGAAAAAACCGCAACUGUCCAAGUGCUUGAUCCAUGGACCAUCAGAUGGAAUAUCCCUGAAUAACACCGAGUCCCUUCUUACUGCUGUCCGUUACAAUAUAACCGAGCAAGCUUGUAAGCAGCUGAAAGGGGACAUGUUUUCUCCAGCUAAACAGGCGAAACCGGCACGAUGCGGUUUUGUACCGCAUUCUUACAACUGCCGGCUGAAAGCGUAUCACCGCAUCGAGGACGCCAUUUUAGUGGGCUUUGUUUACAAAAAUUUUACCGCCCGUACCAGUGUGGAAGUGGAUGGCCACGUUCUUCAGCAAACAAGAGGAGAUCAAGUCUCGCUGGAUUUUUGCUGGAAACUAUGUAAUUUCUUCCCGGCGUGCACUGCAGCCCAAUUUACUUCGUACUAUUGGUACUCCGGCUGGGAGGAUUCGUGUUUUCUGUAUGAUAGUCCGUCUCCGGCUAAAACGCUUAACCAAACAGCGCAGAGCAGACAAAACCAACCAGCUAGUAGUGUUGUUUUCUUUGCCGUUUGAUGAACAUAACUUCGUUAUUUGCCCGCCAAAAUGUGUGACACAAACAAAACUGCCUAGAAAACGGGAAAAACUACUAGUAAUUUUCUUAGAAAUAUAGCGUAUGCGUUGUGCGAAACGUAUCCCUUUCGUAUUAUGAGACUUCGUUAAAUCGCCCACUAUAUUGCUACAGCGUGUCUGUUUUCGGCGA